This is a messenger RNA of Pieris macdunnoughi, 4365 nucleotides long. The record is from the annotation of a GenBank genome assembly. NCBI's taxonomy places the organism in Eukaryota, Metazoa, Arthropoda, Insecta, Lepidoptera, Pieridae.
AUGUUCAAAAAAUUUAAAGAUAAGCUAGCAGAAGAAGUGAAGUCUUCGCCACAACGAAUACAACAGUUUGCACAAGCUGCUCAGGCUGCUGUGACAUCAGCAUCAAGUAGUAUAUCUGAUAUCACAAACAAUGACCUAUUUUCAAUAGAAGAUAGUGAUAAUUCAACUAAAACUCAAUUAUCUAACAGUCAGCCUAAUGCAAGUCAGAACUUAAAUCAAUCUACGCUGAGUUCUGCAGAUUAUGCAGACUUUUCAAUGGGUUUUGAGAAUCGACAACGACAAAGAAGAUUAUCUAAUAGUUCAUUUGCUAGUGACAUAUCAUUUCAACUACCAAAUUAUGAGAGCCCAUCUAUGUACCAUUUACAGUCUGAUAUGGAUGUGUCGGCCAGUGAAGCGGAAGAAGUUAAUAUUGGAAAUGUGAACCUCAACCGUGUAACAAAAGAACAGUUGUAUGCGGCUUACAGAAGGACACAGGAACGAUGCAAAAAGUAUAAAACACAAUAUUCUGAUUUAGCGAGGCAUUAUAAACUUUUGGAAAGAGAAAAUGCUAAAGCAAGGAAUGUUCUCGUUGAGACACAAGAUAAAGCAUUGAGAAGAAUAUCAGAACUAAAAGAACAGUGUUUGUUGGAAAAUAGUGCAAAAGCCCAUCUGGAACAAGUAUUGCGUGUUGAGUUGGAAGAAAAAAAUAUGAAGAUUGAGUCCCUGAGUACCCAACUUAGUGUUUUGCAAAAUGAUAAUUUAGUGAAUAAGAAUGAUGCUAAUGACAAUGCACAAAUGCAAUUAAUAAGUUUAAGUGAUGACAACGAAAAGGAUGCGACCCAAUCGGCAGAAGUUAUUAAUAAUAAGAUUGAAAAGUUAGAACAAUUACUAAACAAGUAUAAGGAAUCACUUAAAGUGACUAAAGAAAAGAAUUCCAACUUAACCACUGAAAUACAAAAGCUUAACAUACAAUUGGACACUAAAACAAAAGAAAACGAUCAAUUGCAGCAAAAUAUUGAGAAAAUGAAAGAAAGCACACAAAACGUUCAAGAGUUAUUAAACAAAAUAGAAACUUUGGAAAAUUUAAAUAGUUCUCUAGAAUUUUCUAAAAAUAAAGAUGUCUCGAUUUUAGAAUCCAACUUGAAAAAUUCCCAAGAAGAAAUUGCCGAAUUACAAAAUAAGAUAAAGAUAUUGAGUAAGAGAGAAGAAGAAUAUGCUAUUUCAUUGGCAGAGAACAAAUUGAGAAUUCAUAAAGAACUAGAAAGUAAAGAAACCGAAAUAAAAGCGCUUAAGGGUGGUUUAGAAAACGGAUGCCAGGAAAUCGAAACUCUGGAAAAAACUGUUAAAGAUCAGAAAAAUAAAAUUCUACAAUUAGAAAGUGACAUUCUUAAAUUAAAUAAUGACGUUCAUGAUUUAUCCUUUACUAAAACAAAAUUGGAUAAUCUUAAUAAAGAAUACGGUAAUCUUAACGAAAAGAUCAAGGUUUUAGAAAAUGCCAAAGCAAAAUGUGAAGAAGAUAUUAAUUGUCUCCAUUUACAGCUUAAACAAGAAACAGCUGAAAAGCUAUCGGUCAUUGAUCGUAAUGUUUACUUAGAAAGUCGUAACUCACAAUUGACAGAUGAAAAUACAAAGAAGCGUUCUCAAAUUAAUAAACUCGAAGAGGAAGUGGCGUUAAUGAAAAGUAAUUUAAAUGAUUUAAAAACCACUUUAGCUCAACAGGAACAAAGCGACACAGAAUCCAGUAUUCUAAGACUAACCGAAGAAGCUUCGGCAUGGAAGUUGAAGUGUAGUAGUUUGGAAUCGGAAAUACAAGAUGAAAGAGUUGAACUAGGAAAACUGCAGUCGGAAAUCGAGAAACUUCUGCAGAAUCAUGAAGCCUUACAAAACCAAAAUAUCGAACUUAGUGCAACUUUUGAAAGGUUACAAUCUGAAAAUAUGAAACUCUACAACGAAGUCGAUAAAUAUAAAGCAAUAAAAAUUCAACUUACCGAAUUUAAAAAAUGUGCUACAGAUAUACGUGGAGUUAUGGGAGUGAUAUCAAACGAAUCAAGAUGUUUAAACAACGAAGUAAUGAACUGGCUACCUCGACUUAACGACGGUAUUGUUAAGCAUCAGAAUCUGGCUUACAGACAAAUAAAGGAAUUAGAACACACCCAAACCUGCUUAAAGGAACAAAAUUCGAAAAUAACGACGGAGUACGAAAUCCUCACUAAAAGUGCAGAUUUAAUGAGAGUCGAAAAUGAGAAAUUAAGGUUAGCUUUGCAAGACAGUGAAUCUAAAUGUGAAAGUAUUUUGGAUCAGCUAAAUAAUCUUACUAAAGAUAAUGAUGCAAUAAAAUCAAAUUUACAGCAAUAUAAUUCUUUAGAUAAUGAAAAUAAAGAACUGCACAAUAAGAUUAAAACCUUAGAAGAACAAAUCAAUAAACUUAGCAAAGAGUUGAAUGAAAGCAAUGAACUACAUAAGUCUAGUUUGUCACAAAUUGAGACUUUAACUAAAGAGAAGUGUAACGCGUCUGAAACUAAACAAGAAUACGAAGAAAACCUAAAACGUAUUAACGAAUUAGAAAAUAAUUUGGAAAUAAUGCAACAAGAAAAUGCUAAAUUGAUUGUAUCUAAAACAGAAAUAGAGAAUUUAUAUAAAACUUUAGAAAUUGAAAUAAAUGAACUACGAGAUAAUUAUUUAAAGAAGGAAAGUGAUUACGAAGCUUUGAAAAAUGAAAGCAACAGUGAAAAAUCAAAACAACAUGAGAUGCAAGAGAAAUAUGAGAAGAUACAAUCAGAACUCUUAGAAAUGAAAGAUACAGUAUCAUCGUUAAAAGACGAUAACAAAAAUCUACGCCAGUUUAAGGAAGAUAAAGAAAAACAAAUUGAAGAAACGGAAGCUGAAUUAAAUCAUGUACGGGACCAGUAUGAAUCUAAGUUAAAGGAAUUUAAUGAAGAGAAAAAUUCACUUAAAUCAACACAGACUGAAAUUGAUAAAAAGUUAUUGGACUACGAAAAACAAAUUAAAGAUGUCAGUGCCGAAUUAAAUCAAGUACGCCAGAGUUAUGAGGGCAAACUAAAAGAGUUAAAUACUGAAAAUGAUUCACUAAAAUCUUCCCAAGUUGAAAUUCAUAGAAGCUUAAAGGAGGAAAAUGAUAGACAAAUUAAGGAAAUUGAAGCAAAAUUAAAUCAAUUACGCGAGAGUUAUGAACAUAGGUUAAAAAAAUUAAAUAAUGAAUAUGAAUUAUUUAAAUCGUCACAAGAUGAAAUUCAUAAAAAGUUAAGAGAAGACAAUGAAAAACAAAUGAAAACAGAAUUAAGUCAAGUACGCGAGAGUUUUGAAAGUAAAUUAAAGGAGUUAAACAAUGAAAAUGAUUUACUUAAAUCUUCCCAAGUUGAAAUUAAUAAAACCUUAAAGGAGGCACAUGAAAAACAAUUGAAAGAUAUCGAAGCAGAUUUAAAUUCAGCACAAGAUAGUUAUGACAGUAAAUUAAAGGAGUUAAAUAAUGAAAAUGAAUCACUAAAACGAUCACAAGCUGAAAUUUAUGAAAAGUUCAAGAAUGCAGAAUCAGAAUUGACACAACUUAUUUCAAAAUAUGACGAAUUGGAGCAAAAAACAGUUGAGUUGAAUAAUGUAAUCAAAGAUUUGGAAACGAAAAGUAUAUCACAAAAUAACAUUAUUGAAGAACAAGAGAAAGCAAUAUCUUUGCACAAAGUCUGCGAAUGCGACAGUCUCAGAGAAGAUAACAGAAGACUAUGUUCCGACAUCGAAGGCCUACAAACUUAUUUAACGAAAAUUUCAAAAGAAAAUAGCGAAUUGAAUGAUAAACUACGUGAAGUGUUGGCAAGUGAAAAUUCAAGUGACAGUGAACUACAAACAGAAAUACAAUCUGGUAAAGAUAAAAUCGACGAACUUUUAAGAGAAAAUUCGUUGUUAAUUGAAGAAAAUUUAGAAUUAAAAGAUCAAAUACAGAACAGUACACAGACGCGCGCACCGAGCAGUGAAGAGAAAAACCUAAACGAUAAAUACAAACUAUUACAUGAAGCGAAAAGCAGUUUGGAAAUCAAAGUUAACGAAUUGGAAGAAAUCAAUGAUUCGUUAAAUAGAUCUAUGGAUCAAAAUCAAAAUAAUUAUGAAAGACUGAAGUUGUCUAAUGAGAAGUUGCAAAGGAAACUGGAUGAAGCUCUCGUCAGUCUAAGACAUUUGCAUGCCCUCGAAGAGAAUACGGAGUUGGAAUACCUUCGAAACAUUUUGUAUGAAUAUUUAACUGGGCCAGGGUCACAUUCGCUGACAUUAGCCAAGGUGCUGGCGGCUGUAGUCAAAUUUGAUGAUCGACAAACUGAACAAGUGCUGGUAAAGGAAAGGGAGCGGCAAGGUUUUCUUCACCAACUAGGAAUCAUUUGA